AUGGAUGUGGCCACCUUCGGAGCAACCUGCUCGCCAAGUCUAGCGCAGUUUGUAAAAAACAGAAACGCAACGGAGUUUGCUGAUUCCUUUCCGAGAGCGGCAAGAGCUAUCACCGAGAACCACUACGUGGAUGACUUUCUGGACAGUGUAGACACGGAAGAGGAAGCUGUCCGAUUAAUCACCGAAGUGAAAUACGUCCAUUCGCAAGCAGGUUUUGAAAUUCGUAACUUCGCCUCAAAUUCAGUCCGAGUUUUAGAAAAAAUCGGAGAGCCGGAGGCACGUCAGCAAAUAUCCAUGAAGCUGGACAAAUCGCUUGAUUCGGAACGGGUGCUAGGUUUGAUCUGGAAACCAACAGAGGAUGUCUUCUGCUUUGACCUGAACAGCAUGAAGGAAGAAAUUAAAGCACUAAUCGAAAGUGGAAGUACGCCAACUAAACGCCAAGUCUUGCGAACUAUAAUGUCACUCUUCGACCCAUUAGGACUGAUUGCACACUUCGUCGUACAUGGAAAAAUUCUUAUGCAGCAGAUAUGGAGAAGUGGCACAGACUGGGAUGAUCUCAUCGCGGAAGAAUUGCAUGAUAAGUGGAGACAUUGGUGUCAGAACAUGCAGCAUCUAGAUGAAGUGAGGGUGCCUCGUUGUUUCUUCAAGGGGGUCAACAUUUCUGCUCUCAAACAUGUGGAAGCCCAUCUAUUCGUGGACGCCAGCGAAGUGGCCUGUGCGGCUACAUUAUAUUUUCGACUCAUUGACAAUGGUAGACCCCGAUGCGUCCUAGUAGCUGCAAAAACGAGGGUCGCUCCGUUGAAACCACUAUCCAUCCCGCGUCUAGAGCUACAAGCGGCGAUGAUCGGAACAAGGUUGAUGGGCUCAGUGUUGAGCUCCCUGGAUAUCCAGAUAACUGAACGAUACUUCUGGACAGAUUCAACAACCGUUCUGUACUGGCUACGAUCUGACGCUCGACGAUAUCAUCAAUUUGUUGUGUUCCGUGUAGGAGAGAUUCUCAGUUCAACGAGCGUAGAUGAAUGGAAUUAUGUGCCAUCGAAAAGGAACAUUGCUGAUGCGGCCACGAAGUGGAAAGAUGGACCAAGUUUCGACCCGAAUGGGCCGUGGUACAAUGCACCGGAGUUCUUAUUCAACGCGCGGGAUCGGUGGCCGUCAGAACCCAAGCCGAACAGGGUGGAUGUAGAAGCUGAACUACGUACCGUAUUUCUUUAUCAUGGUAUGAUGCCGCAACCACUGAUGGAUGUUUCUAGAUUCUCAAGUUGGAAUCGUUUACUGAGAGCGACGGCCUACUUGUUACGAGCCGUGUGCAAGUUCAAGGGUGGAAAGGGAUCGCAGUCCAGUAUUCUAGUGCAGAAGGAGUUAUGCGAGGCUGAAAACCUAAUUUGGCAACAGGUACAAGUUGAAACCUAUCCAGACGAGUACGCGAUUCUGCGGCGUAACCUAGGGGAUUCGACAAGCUCACCACCCAUCCCGAAGUCCAGCUCACUGUACCGACUAUCAGUAUUCUUAGAUGAAACAGGCAUUAUUCGGAUGAACAGUAGGAUCUGCGAAGCACCUACCGUGGUGUAUGAUGCAAAGUUCCCAAUUAUAUUACCAAGGAAGCACUUCGCUGUUCAUCUUCUAGCGGAAAACUACCAUCGGAAAUUCCUCCACGGAAAUGGGGAGACAGUUUGCAACGAGAUGCGCCAACGGUUCUUUAUACCUGGGCUACGAGUGCUAAUUCGUCAGGUAUCGAAACAGUGUGUUACCUGUCGCGUUAGAAAUGCUGUUCCAGCACCACCUAUGAUGGCAUCCCUACCGGCCGCUCGCGUCACUGGAAUGAUUCGACCAUUUACGCACACUGGCGUAGACUAUUUCGGGCCAAUACAGGUCAAACAAGGUCGAAACCUGGUGAAAAGAUGGGUGGCGUUAUUCACUUGCCUCACGAUACGCGCUGUACAUUUAGAGGUAGUACAUAGUCUCUCUAACCAGUCGUGCGUAAUGGCCAUCAGACGAUUUGUGGCUCGCCAUGGUUCUCCAGAAACCUUCUACAGUGACAACGGAACUAACUUCGUGGGAGCGAGCAACAUUCUUGAGAAACAGAUGCAGGAGAUCCAGGAGAAUUGUGCGAUUACAUUUACCAACAGUAAGACGAGCUGGUGUUUCAAUCCGCCUUCGGCGCCUCACAUGGGCGGCGCUUGGGAGCGCAUGGUGCGCUCAGUAAAAACCGCUAUGUCUGUCAUCGCAGACCAUCCACAGCAUCCUAGUGACGAAGUUUUGGAAACAGUAGUUGCAGAAGCCGAGUCGAUUGUCAACUCUAGGCCAUUGACAUACAUUCCGCUUGAGUCGAUGGAAGAAGAGUCACUGACGCCAAACCACUUCCUGUUGUUCGGUACAAAGGGCGUUGCACAACCGGAAACAUCAACAAAGGUGGAAGGAAGUGCCUUGCGAGACAGCUGGCGUCUCGCACAAUGCUUGGUAAACCACUUCUGGGCCCGCUGGAUUCGAGAGUACCUACCAACUUUAACCAGGCGUACAAAGUGGUUUGAACCUACUAAACCGUUGAAAGCAGGAGACCUAGUCAUCGUUGUGGAGGAGAGUAAACGGAACGGUUGGUUAAGGGGUAAGAUCGUGGACGUUAUUAAGGCACCAGAUGGACAAUUUCGGCGAGCAGUUGUACAGACGAAGAAUGGAGUAAUCAAUAGACCUGCAGUAAAGUUAGCACUCCUGGAUCUUCAGACACCUGGAGACGGUCCGAAACUUCACGGGCAGGGGAAUGUUACGAAACCACAGGGCAGAUUCGUUCAACAGACAGAUGAGUUCAGUUCAGUACCACCCGGUGCUGUCAAUUCAAUUCAAACAUAA
Topomyia yanbarensis is the source of this 2844-nucleotide messenger RNA. RefSeq lists its product as uncharacterized. Gene Ontology annotation, molecular function: nucleic acid binding. Bases 1 to 2844 code for a protein of 947 amino acids. NCBI's taxonomy places the organism in Eukaryota, Metazoa, Arthropoda, Insecta, Diptera, Culicidae. Gene Ontology annotation, biological process: DNA integration. The transcript has a single exon. The record is from RefSeq and is a predicted model, not a curated record.